GUGGGUCACAUACGAAGACAAAGGAUUGAGCGCACUAUUGGAUUCAAUAUCCAGGUCUGUCCCAAAGAGCUUUCCAAGCAUUCUCAAUUCUGAAUGUGUGGGCUAUAGGCGUGGCGAAAGGACAACAAGACAUUUCCAGAGCGAAAGUUUUGAAAGGAUGGAUAUGACCGUCUACAUGCAUUAGAGGAUCACUUUGAGGAUAUGAACAAGUACCACUUGGAUGACCCAAAGCGACUGUUCAACAAACCCAAGGGUAUAGACCCACAAGCUACAGGAGUUGAAGGCACGUUCAAGAAGCUUGAAAUCGAUUGAAGUGACAAUUUCAAUGUUAUGAAUACAGUAGGGGGGCAGGGCCAUUUGGGACCAAACCGAACAAGAUCGAUCCGGAUCGGUCUAGAUUGGUUUGCCGUGUAAACGCGCACGAAUGUGAUCUGGUCUGGUUCGAUGUACGUUCAUCAUUACGAGACUACGUCAUUAUGUAUGACGUCGUGUACGAUUUCCUGGCGAUUGCUCAAGUUUUGCGAAAUGGUUUCUUUUUUACCGGAACCAGAGUCUUUCAAUAGAAAGACUCUGCCAGAACUGAUACCCGUCUGCUUUCGAUAGACCAGACGUCAGUCUUGUUCAACAAUAGGUGAAAGCUUGAUGUUGUCCUUGAUAAAUAAUGGGGGUUGGGUCUAUACCUUGGCGUCGACUUCACCGAGCUAGCCACCUUAGUUGCCAAGUAGAAAAUCGAAAAUGUGUAUAUUUCUAUGAACAUCUCUGUGCACAGGUGUAUCAAGAUUCUGUCAGGCUCUGUUGGCAACCAGAAGAACCAAGAUGGCGACUGCCCAGAGUAAAUUUGAUAUACAUGUACUACGCAAUGAGGAUGAGAAAGUUCAUUUCACUGGUGUGCUCGGUUUGUUACAAUUCCUUAUAUGAUUGUAAUAUUGGGUGUUGAAGUGAAAAAAACUUAAAUAUUAGUUUAUCUCAAAAUUGCCAAAUCAUAAUAUUGUGGAAUAAUAAAAUAGUGAACUAAAAAUCUCAAAUGCAAAGAAGUCUUCCCAUUCACCGACGAAAAAUCUAUAGAAAUACCGGUAAAUUCAACAAAUAGAUAAUGGCUCUUCACCAAGUCCAAAUGAAUGCUUAGAGUAGUCAAAGCAUCAAAGGAACUGCUGUCGUCUGUUUACUUAUUUUUAUUCCAGGUGCUCUUGGCGCUCGAUCAAGAUAACCCCGUUGUUCGGCGAAACUCGUCCUCUCUGAAACCCCCGUCUGAAAUCCCAGUUGGGAAAUUUUCGAAUUUGUGAAGAAAUAUCUUAGCCUUGAUAUAAACUUAUAUUAUAUUAUUUGUUUAUUGUCACCUAUUUAUUUAUACAAAUAGCCAGCCUUAAGGCUUAUGAGACAGUUGUUCGGGCAUACGAGUUGUGAGAUGUUGUCUUAUAUAACGUCAUUAACUUAUAUAAUUAUAUCAUAUUCAUACUGCGAUGUUGAAGGGUUUUGGUCUAAAAUCCCAAAGCGCUGCCAAGGUUUAUGGCCAAUAAAUUGGCUAAAUGCCUGUCUUCCUGGACUUUCUGGAUUCGCGCCAUAGUCUUCCUCAGUCUGGUGUCGCGCGUGCCUUUGGAAGAUCUUUCUGCCUGCAAGAGAAUACAUUGUCCGAAUGGUAUUAUAUGCAAUGUUCGUUCCUGCGAUAGCCACGCUCUGGGCUCAGAAUGGCAUCUAACGAGGAAUAUCAUUGCACCCUCUCAGAGGAGGUCCUAGCAAAAGCAAAGAAGGAACUAAGUGAGGACCCAAAAACUCGCCAGAAGAAAAUAGACCAACUCCGGGCAGAGAUAGCAAAAUAUCCAGGUCUCAAAGCCUGUACGGAUGCAGGCUUCUUAUUACGAUUUCUCCGAGCACGAAAGUUCGAUCUCACUCGAGCUUACGAUCUCCUUGUGAAUUAUUAUGCUGUCCGAAACACCUAUCCAGAACUUUUAAAUGAUCUGAAACCGUCGACUGUCAAGAUGUGCAUUGAGUUGGGGAUCGCCAACAUUUUACGGGGAAGAUGCGGGGAUGGGAGCAGAGUCCUGCUGUUUAGACCAGGUCUUUGGAAUCCCAGGAACACAGAUAUCAAGAUAACCGACAUAUUGCGAAUGAACUUGCUUUCCAUUGAACAACUUCUAAAGGAAGAUGAAGAGGUCCAGAUACACGGCAUUCACUUCUGCGUAGAUGCAUCAGACGUUGGUACAUACCACGCACUUGAGAUUGCUAAAGGCUGGCCUGGGGUUAUGAUCACCAUAUUUCAGGACGCGCUACCCAUGCGCUUGAAAGGACUCCACUACAUCAACGAACCGACCAUCAUGAGUUACAUAUUCUCGUUCAUCAAGCCUUUCCUGAAGGAUAAAGCGAAGAAACGACUUCACUUCCACGGGCACGACUUGGGUGACUUGCAGAAGACGAUACCAAAGAAAAUCCUACCAGAAGCCUAUGGUGGCGAGAAGCCUCCGCUCCCAUAUCAGGAUGGAUAUGACCGUCUACUUGCAUUAGAGGAUUACUUUGAGGAUAUGAACAAGUACCACUUGGAUGACCCAAAGCGACUGUUCAACAAACCCAAGGGUAUAGACCCACAAGCUACAGGAGUUGAAGGCACGUUCAAGAAGCUUGAAAUCGAUUAAAGUGACAAUUUCAAUGUUAUGAAUACAGCAGGGGCAGGGCCAUUUGGGACCAAACCGAACAAGAUCGAUCCGGAUCGGUCUAGAUUGGUUUGCCGUGUAAACGCGCACGAAUGUGAUCUGGUCUGGUUCGAUGUACGUUCAUCAUUACGAGACUAGGUCAUUAUGUAUGACAUCGUGAGUGAUGUGAUGUGAUCUUGUUUGAUUGGGUCUGGUCUGGUCAUAGUCCAUUUCAACGGCCCUUAUUAAUAGUGUAUAUAUAAUGGAUGACGAUGCUUAUGAAAAAGUGGACAUGCAUGUCGUGUAUUUUACAUGUUAUUGUUUGUAAAUAAUCUGAAGAUAUGAUAAUUAAAUAGAGCCUGCUUGUAUUGAUGAUAACAUGCCUCUU
Molecule: messenger RNA, 3012 nt
Organism: Lineus longissimus
Lineage: Eukaryota; Metazoa; Nemertea; Pilidiophora; Heteronemertea; Lineidae
Product: alpha-tocopherol transfer protein-like
Exons: 9
Coding region: 1686-2627 (313 amino acids)
Cellular component (GO): membrane
Molecular function (GO): phosphatidylinositol bisphosphate binding
Source: RefSeq, a predicted model, not a curated record